CUAAUUUUAUUGGCUUUUACGAAAUUCAAUAACAUUUAAAUUUUUUUUUAAUGAGUAGUGUUUAAUGUUUAUUAAUAGUGCCACACGUGAUAAUUACAAGAACGAAUUAAACAAAUUAAAUAACUACUACGAUGGUGCCAUAUCGUUAUUGUUGCGGCGGCGGGUUGAUUUCGACAUUGAUGAUGACGGUCCUAGCGAACGCGGCCGCAGGAAUGAUGAAGGUCGAAUACAGUUGGGUAUUCGUGGACUACACAUUCGCCAGCCCCAAUCACCGAGAAUCAGCCAUAAAAUCCGGCAAGUUCAUUCCGGAAAACUGUGUCAUACUGGAUGUAGACACAUUUUAUGAUACAUCUGAUGGAAAAUUAUUAUUAAAUAUGGGUUCAAAUACUGCUCCCAAACAACGAGUGUUCGUAACUAUUCCUCGUAUCAAGCCAGGAAACCCUGCAUCGAUCGCAGAAAUAGUUCCAGGGGAUAGCCCUAAAUCUGUACUAUUAGCGCCCUACCCAAAUUGGAAGGCGAAUACUAUUUCAGAAAACAAACUCAAUUGCGAUGAUACAAUUGUUUCUGUAUUUAGAACUAAAAUUGACCAUCUCGGUCGAUUUUGGGUUGUUGAUGUCGGUACAGUGAACCAAUUUGAGAAUACCAUUCACUCCGUGUGCCCCCCUAAACUUUUAAUAUUUGACUUGAAAAAUAAUGAUAGAGUUAUAAAGACAUAUCAAUUUCUAUCGUCACAUGUAAAAGAAAAUUCGUUGUUUACUAACAUCGAAGUCGAUGUCAGAGAUUCAAACGGCCGUAAUACAUUUGCUUAUAUAUCUGAUACUACUGCAUUUAAACUUAUUGUGUACGAUUUUAAAAAUGACGACAGUUGGAUAAUAGAUCAAGCCUAUUUCUACCCAUUUCCAAAUAAAGCUCAUUUUAAAAUCAAUGGUGUUAACUUCGACUUAAUGGAUGGAUUAUUGGGACUAGCUUUAGGUCCUAAAAUACAAAACGAUCGAAAAUUGUAUUUCCAUGCAUUCGCUAGCAUUAGAGAAUCGUGGGUGUAUACCAAUACAUUACAAAAUAAAUCACUAUUUCAAAAUGGUUUAAUCGACGGUUCCGGUACAUUCUUUUUAUCGUCGGAAGUCAGAGAAACCCAAUCUAGUGUUGAAGUAAUGACAAAUAGUGGAGUACUUAUAUACGCAUCAAUGGACAACAGUUUAUCUUGCUGGAACAGCCAGGAUCCAUUUACAUCUAAAUACACUCACAUGAUAUAUAAGAAUGAUGAAGAUUUUCAAUUCCCUACUGGUAUGAAAAUUGUGGGUGACAAACUGUGGGCAGUGUCAUGUCAACUUCAAAAUCAUUUCACAACUAUGGUUACGAAUCGUAAAUCGAUCAAGUGUAGGGUACUAGUUGGUCGAAUUGACGAUUUAAUAAGACGAACUGGAUGUAAUAAGAGGACAAUGUUCAACGAUUAUAAUGACGAGGUUCUAGUCGAUUCGUUUGACAACAACAUAUUGCAUGAAUGGCCCGGCGUACCUACAGACACAGAACCGUGGAGCUAUUCAAGAAUGUCUAGGGUAUUCGAAAACAAAAAUGGCAUAAAGCAGUCACUUGUAAAGUCGUUAGUGUUGACCGGAAAUGUAAACGUACACAGUCACAGUAAACCGAAGUCGCGGUCUUACGAUUGCCGUAUGAACAUGAUCAACGGUCAACUGAAAAGCCACGACUGUUUGGGCAAGUCUCAUCGGAAAAGCCGAGUGAGGCGCAGAUCCGGUCCUCUUAGGUGACAUCAGUUGUAAUGUUAUAAUUGUUGCUCGUGCGAAUCAUUGUAACGUACAAUACGUACAACGGUUCAUUUUCAUUUUCAGAGAUCACUUAUUAUCAACUUCUGCAGCAUUAUAGUUAUUUUUUUUUUUUAUAAAUAUAUAUGUAUGUAAUAUAAACCAUAUAUAACCUCAUAACUAUAAGAUAAGUACUCUAGUAAUGCUACCAUCUUUAGUUUGUAUAUUAUAUUUUUAUAUUUAGAGAUCACGGUUGCGUAACGCGCGUACAACGGAAGAAGUCUCGCGCGUUUUAUCCUGAAAUUCAUUAGCUUAUAAUUACGUAGAUACGUUCGUAUAUGUGUUAAGUGAAAGACAUUAAUAAGUGCGUACUGAAUAAUAAAUUUUACAUUCUAAAUGUGAUUAGAACAUGUCCAUAAACAAUUUUAAG
Molecule: messenger RNA, 2190 nt
Organism: Melanaphis sacchari
Lineage: Eukaryota; Metazoa; Arthropoda; Insecta; Hemiptera; Aphididae
Product: protein yellow-like
Exons: 8
Coding region: 132-1766 (544 amino acids)
Cellular component (GO): extracellular region
Source: RefSeq, a predicted model, not a curated record